This is a messenger RNA of Acipenser ruthenus (sterlet), 2036 nucleotides long. Its product is annotated as transmembrane protein 19-like. Gene Ontology annotation, cellular component: membrane. The record is from RefSeq and is a predicted model, not a curated record. NCBI's taxonomy places the organism in Eukaryota, Metazoa, Chordata, Actinopteri, Acipenseriformes, Acipenseridae. The transcript is spliced from 8 exons. The coding region runs from base 516 to 1523 and encodes 335 amino acids.
AAAAAAAACUUAGACUGCUUAAAAAAAUCAACACUAAAAAAUUAUAAUUAACAUGAUUUGUUUAUAGCUGGUGGUGCUUUAAAAAAGAUCAAUUGUGAAAUAGUUGACAGAACAGUCGAGUGACGCUAUUUUUCUUUAUUUAUGUUUUGCUUUCGCAAGAGGGCGCCAGUAAUACGCUAAUGUUUUAAUAUUUAUUUUUGCAAUGAAUGUGUGAAUGUUUACACCAAUGUAGCUAAACCGUCAUACUAUGGAGACUGAAAGAAGUAAUUCACUGUUUUGCAGCCCUACAAAUAAGAGACAAGAUUUGCAGCCUGCCUUACAGCAAGAAGAAACCAGAUAAUAUUGUGAGGGGCCAGUAGUUUGCCAAGAGCCGCUGCAGAGCUCCUGGGUGUAAGAGGCGACUGGUUUGGGAUUGGAUGGACACUCACUCAGUUCUUCUGAGGUGUUGAGGGGUGUUCCUGCGAUGAGGGGACAUAAUUGGACAUUCUAGAUUGGUUUCGCUUCCAGUUGCACCAAUGCCACAGUUUGAAGAGGAGAUUUUGUUUAAAGAGUAUGUAAAGAUGAUGAUGGAUAUGAUCAUUUUGUGCUUCACUUUGGCAAUCUCCUUGUCAUUCUGGAUAGUCUCGCUUACUGCUAGUACGUAUUAUGGUACUUUACAUCCUGUCUCCCCAUGGCGUUGGCUAUUCUCAGUACUGGUUCCCCUCAUCCUUACCUCGCGUAGUCUCAGAAGGAAAAGCCUUGACCGCAGCGGAGCGUUGGGAGCGAUUGUGGUCGGAUUCAUUCUUACCAUGGCUAACAUGAGCUUCUUUGCUUCCUUGCUGGCAUUCUUCUUAACAUCUUCCAGACUAACAAAAUGGAAGGGGGAGGUGAAGAAGCGUAUUGACGCAGAUUAUAAAGAAGGUGGUCAGAGGAAUUGGGUGCAGGUGUUCUGUAAUGGAGGCGUCCCUACAGAACUUGCUCUGCUGUACAUGAUUGAAACUGGCCCUGGGGAGAUUCCGGUGGACUUUGGGAAGCAGUACAGUGCAACAUGGAUGUGCUUAUCCCUCUUGGGUGCCUUGGCCUGCAGUGCUGGGGACACGUGGGCCUCUGAAAUAGCACCUGUCCUUAGUCCGAGUUCACCAAGAUUAAUAACGACAUGGAGGGAAGUCCCAGUGGGUACGAAUGGGGGGGUCACUCCAGUGGGUCUUCUUGCCAGUCUCCUGGGUGGAAUGGUGGUGGGACUGGCUUACUUUGUCAGUCAGCUGCUCUUUGUGAAGGAUCUGAACCUCGCUGCUCCACAGUGGCCCAUUGUUGUGUAUGGUGCCAUGGCAGGAUUACUGGGGUCAUUGCUGGAUUCUUACAUAGGUGCCACUAUGCAAUAUUCAGGUUAUGAUAAAGGCAAGGUUGUGAACCACCAAACAAACUCUUCACAACGGAUAUGUGGAAAACCUAUUCUGGACAACAAUGCUGUGAACCUGUUUUCUUCCAUACUGAUCGCGCUGAUACUGCCUGGAAUGGCCUGGGGGUUUUGGCCAGUGCAGUAGAUACUUUUGCACUGGGGGAAAAAAAGCAAAUGCUCUGUUUGUCCAACCAGACAGUGGGAUACAAGAAACAGGGCUCUGUAGUAAUUGAUUCACUCAAGUCUUCAUUUUUCAUUCUGGCUUUUUCUUAUGUUUUUAAUUUUACAGUAUUAUGUUAUUUUUUUAAGAGUGAAAACUAUUGGCCCAAUCCCCAAAGCAUUGACUCAUGACAUGUUUUGUUGUUUUGUUUUCUAAAGUGUAUUGAUAAGUUAUUGGCAAAAGCAACAGCAGCCUAGAACAGCUUGAUCAAUACAUUUUGGUUUUUUUUUGUCCGAUCAAAACAGUCAAAUAACAAGUUAUUUGUAACUCUAGGUCACUUAUCUAAGCGGUUCAAAUUUGAAAGUCAGCUGUUUCUCUUUUUCAAGGGAGUCUUCUUGUAUGAGUAAUUAAAUGCCACGUCGCAUCAUGUUUUAACCUGCUAGAAACAGAAAAGAUCAGAGAACCUUGAAACUGUUUACAAUAAAGUAUGAAACUCAA